AUGUCUGGCUCCUCUACCCCGUCAACCUCCUCGUCGCCCUCCUCGUCGCCAGCUUCAUCGCCGCCGACAACGCCCCCGAAUCUUCACCAAAACACCAUCGAUCCUUCUGCUCCAUGGCUCAUACAAAAGUUUGGUGGAACCAGCGUUGGAAAAUUUGCUGUCAAGAUCGCAGAAGACGUCGUAUCGAACUACAUCGACUCGAAUAAAGUCGCUAUUGUAUGCUCUGCACGGUCUGGAUCUACCAAGGCGCUAGGAACGACGAACCUCCUCCUGCGAGCCGCUUCUGAGGCACUGGUCCGUCGAAAACCUGGCGGAGUCAGUACACCAGGAACUGGUACAGUCACACCGAUGCUUUUCGGCCGAAUGAAAGAUACGUCGCAGUCUCCGCCUAUCUCUCCGACAAGGAGCAGAUCCUCAUCAGAUCACCAGCAUCAGACCUUCAACUGUCUCGCCCCGUUGGCCGUGCCCCAAGCGGGCCAGGAAUUGCCGGUUUACAAUGUUACAGUCGAUCUCAUUCGCCAGGAGCACCUCAAUGCCGCCGGGGAGAGUAUUAGGGAUCCUGACAUCCGAAAAGAGCUCGAGGCUGAAAUAGAGAGCGACUGUGACUGGCUUCGGAGUUUUUUGUUCGCAUCGCAGGAUGCCAAGGUCAUCGACGAAAUCUCUCUUCGUUCCCGAGAUAGUAUCAUCGGGCUCGGUGAACGUCUGGCUUGUAAAUUCAUGACAGCCGUACUUAGGGAUCAAGGCAUCGACGCCGAGUAUGUCUCGCUCGAGAACAUAGUACCGGAGAUGGACGAGGAUGGCUCCUUAGAUCAAGCCUUCUACGACCGCCUCGCCAUCGCCGUAGGCGAACGCAUCGAACUAUGUGGCCAGCGCGUACCCGUCGUCACAGGUUUCUUUGGACCUGUUCCCGGUUCGUUGUUACGACAAGUCGGGCGGGGUUAUACCGACCUGCUUUCCGCCCUCCUCGCCGUCGGCGUCAAAGCCUCAGAAUUGCAGAUCUGGAAAGAGGUCGACGGGAUCUUCACCGCCGACCCGCGCAAGGUGGCCACAGCGCGUGUGAUCCCACUCAUCUCCCCCGAUGAGGCGGCCGAGUUGACGUACUAUGGGAGCGAAGUCGUGCAUCCCUUCACGAUGGAGCAGGUCAUCCGGAAGAAAAUUCCCAUUAGGAUCAAGAAUGUGGAGAAUCCGGCGGGGUUGGGGACUGUUAUUUAUCCAGACCCGGAGGAGGAGGGAAAGGAAGUCCCAGUGGCGAGACAAUCGGUUACAGAACAUGAUGUCUUGGGUAAGGAGAGCAAAAGGGCGACUGCUGUGACCAUAAAGGAGCGCAUUAUUGUGCUGAAUGUCAAUUCCAACAGGAAGAGCGUUUCGCAUGGGUUCCUCGCUGGGAUUUUCACCACACUCGAUAGAUUUGGAGUCGUAGUGGAUCUUAUCAGCACAAGUGAGGUGCAUGUUAGUAUGGCUAUCGAAGAUGGGUUAAUCCCGAAAAUUAUGGAUCGUCUCGUUAGGGAGCUCCGCAAGAGCGGGACGGUAUCCGUGCAUCAAGAUAUGGCCAUCCUUUCCCUGGUAGGGAAGCGGAUGCGCAAUAUGGUUGGCAUUGCGGGAAACAUGUUCACCACGCUUGCGAAGGGUAAUGUUAACAUAGAGAUGAUAAGCCAGGGGGCUAGUGAGAUCAAUAUUUCAUGUGUCAUCGAGGGAAGGGAUGCCGUUAAGGCCCUCAAUCUCAUACAUCAGAGCUGCUUACAGAUUCCGCCGCCAUCGCAAGGAAGAAUAGGACCGUGGCUAUUCUAA
Guyanagaster necrorhizus is the source of this 1788-nucleotide messenger RNA. RefSeq names its product aspartate kinase. The transcript is spliced from 5 exons. Lineage: Eukaryota; Fungi; Basidiomycota; Agaricomycetes; Agaricales; Physalacriaceae. Gene Ontology annotation, biological process: L-homoserine biosynthetic process. Bases 1 to 1788 code for a protein of 595 amino acids. Gene Ontology annotation, cellular component: cytosol. Gene Ontology annotation, molecular function: aspartate kinase activity. The record is from RefSeq and is a predicted model, not a curated record.